AUGGCGUCGAUAGAGGAUCGAGAAGUGAUGGAGAGAAUCGGCCGUUUGGCUGGUCAAAUCAAUCGUCACAAGAAUCAACAAGCGGGUGUCGCUCCCGCUCGCCAUGCUCGAACGCAUCAUCGUAUGUCGACCGGUCGACCGAUUUAUUAUCACGCCGGAACUGACGCGUUUCAAGACGCUGGAUAUUCCACUGGAUGGCGCCGCGGCGGGUUCCCGCAUCGGGGUGGCCAUUCCAGCGCCCGGAUGCCCGUGUACCGCAAUAGGAGCCUUGUUUUGAAUAAUGGAACCCAACAGAACCAGCCCGGCGACGCGGAAUCAGGCACUACGUCUGAUGCAUCCACCUCGUCGUGGGUGACUAAGAACGAUCGCCACCUACAACUGAUCAAUACAAACGUCUACGCCAAGGACACGCAAGCGCGAACCGCUGCCAUCGAACAGACCCGUCGCCAGAAACUUGUCCUUAGAGACAGGCAAGAGCGUGCUAGGUUGACAAACCAUAUCAACCGGAUGGUAAAUAGCGGAGGAUUUGCGGGGGCUAACCAGCAGGUCGCCGGCAAGUACGAGAUCACCGUCCAGGGCGUUCGGUUCCUGGUCGUCAGCAACGGCAGCAAACUCGUCAAGGUUCCCGGUGCGUCGCAACCUAGCACGACAACUCCUCAGGAUGCUCACAUUGGCACAGGCGAUAACAACUCGGCAAAGGCGACUCCAAAAAUGGCACUCGUGGGGGGAGUCAAGUUCUACCGGAGCAAGAACGGCAAUCUGUAUCGCCACGGCAUAGUGAAGGCGCAGCGGUAUGUCUCCUGGGACCUCGGGGCCGGGCAACUGACCCCAGGAUUUUCUGGCAGGCAAUCUGGCGCUGUAAAAAAGGUCAACAUGCCUUGCAAACAGUUUUCGAUGACGGGUAACAUUAUUUCCUCGACCGAUGUCCCGAACAACACCACUCCCCUGGCCGGGCUUCGGGAUUUCGGCUUCUACGGCUAUUGCCAAAAGGGCGCUAGUUGCCCGGAUCGCCACGUCUUCGAGUGCCCCGACUUCAGCAACACGGGUGUUUGUAAGAUCAAGGGGUGUAAGCUGCCGCAUCGGGAGAGGGCAAGCGUCCUCCGGAAAGGAGCGGGCGGACGGGAUCUGUCCAGCGCAGGAGACGGGGAUGAGGAGAUGGCAGACCUUUCCAGCGACGACGACGGCGAGUCGAUCGACGAGGACGAUGUCGACUCGGAUGAGGUGGACGAGUUCAUCGGCCAUGACGAAAACGGGGGCCUUGAUUUCGCGGAUCAAAAGGACUUCAUCGAGCUAUGA
Chaetomium globosum CBS 148.51 is the source of this 1296-nucleotide messenger RNA. RefSeq lists its product as uncharacterized. The transcript is spliced from 2 exons. Gene Ontology annotation, cellular component: nucleus. The record is from RefSeq and is a predicted model, not a curated record. The coding region runs from base 1 to 1296 and encodes 431 amino acids. Lineage: Eukaryota; Fungi; Ascomycota; Sordariomycetes; Sordariales; Chaetomiaceae.